AUGGAUAAACAUUUAAUAAAUACAUUUCAUUUGGAAGCCAAUCCUAAUGAUCAAACACCACUUGAUAAAUUUAAAUUAUUUCGUAAUUUCGAUGUAUAUCUUUCUACAUUACAUGAUUAUGCAUCAAAACAUGAAUUAAAUGAAUUAGAACAAUAUUAUUAUAAGAUUGAAACCGAUCCACGUCGUAGAUUUUUUUAUAAUGUUAGUCAAACAUAUUUUGAUAAUUAUUUUCUUGCAAUAAAUUUUCUUCUAACAAAUCCUUAUGUUAUAACAACACCAACAUUUACUAAUCUUUAUAAUGAAAAAAAUUUAUUAAUCGAUAUUGCUGAUCAUAUUAUAGAACUUUAUAAAACACUUGAUGACAAAGCAUGCAAAUAUUUUAAUAAAUUUUUAUUAGAUAAAUUUAUUGCAAAUCUUGAUUUUAUUCCAUUACCAGAUGAUGUUACAGGAGAAGAAUACAAAAUAUAUUUUUCAUUAUUUAAACAAGCAACAAAUCGAUUAAAAACAUAUUUAAUUGAAUUAGUUAAAGAUCCAAAAUGGUUAGAACAUUCCGAAGAAGGUUUAUCACAAUUUGAACCAGAAAUUUAUCAAUUCUAUUUUGAAUAUAAUACAGGAUUAAAAAUAAAUUCUUCGAAUGAUUUUAUAAAAAUCAAACAAUGGGCACAAAAACAUUUAGAUCAUUUAAUGGAUGAAGUUAAUCAAAUAUGUGAUCGUCUUUUAACAAAUAAUGAAGAUAAAACAAAAUCUGUUUAUAAUAAAAUGAUUCUUGUUGGAAAAGAUUCAAGUCAACAAUGGUUAUCAAAACAAGAAAUGAUUGAUGCAUUUGAAGCAUGUAUAGCAAAAAAUCGACAUAUAUUUAUUAAUCAAUAUCAAUUUAAAGAAUUUAAUCCACCAGGUCUUAUUAUUCUUGAUAAUCCAUUACUUGCUAAAGGUUAUCAUGAUAAAGAUAAAUUUUUUUUAAAUGUUUGUAAUUGGAAAAAUGGUGAAUAUAAAUAUUCAGUUGAAAAUUUAACAUUACAUGAAUGUGUACCUGGUCAUCAUUUACAAUUCGAUAUAUCAUAUCAUUCACCAAAUAAUAAUUAUUUAACAACAGUUCUCAAUACACCAUGUAAAGGUUUUACAGAAGGUUGGGGUUUAUUUGCUGAACAUUUAGAUGAAUUAUUAGUAAAUAAUCCAUGGAUAUAUUUUGGUUAUUUACAAGCAAAUAUUUUACGUGUAUUUCGUAUUAUUGCUGAUAUUCAUUUACAUGUUGAAGGACAUACACCACAACAAGUUAUUCAAUUAGCAAAACAAUAUUUAACAGCAAGUGAAGAAUGGAUAACAAUGGAAGUUUAUCGUUAUAGAAUAUUACCUGGACAAGCAUGUUCAUAUAAAAUUGGUUUAGAAGUAUUUAAACGUAUUAUUAAAAAAAAAUUUAAUGUUGAUGAUAUUAAUGACUAUCUUCGACCGGAUCUUAUUGAAUGGUAUAAAGAUGUUUUAUGGAAAACAGAAAGACCAUUAGAUAUAUUAUUACGUGAGAACGGUAUAACAUGGUCAUUCGAUGAGUAA
Messenger RNA from Adineta steineri, 1548 nucleotides. The record is from the annotation of a GenBank genome assembly. NCBI's taxonomy places the organism in Eukaryota, Metazoa, Rotifera, Eurotatoria, Adinetida, Adinetidae.